AUGUGGAUGAGUGAACUUCUACGUCUGCCGGCUCCAGAGGAUGCUGACAACCUUUUCUCGUUGCUGUCUGGUUCUCUGCAGGAUUCAUCUCCUUGGGAAUCCCCGACUGUGGCGGCUGCAGCGAUGACGUACGGCGUCGGCGUCGCGCAAAACAACGCAGAUCUCGGUGGUGGUGGCGGAAUGAACGACGAAGAAUACGAUGAGAAUUCAUCCGCACGACUAUUCGAACGCAGCCGUAUCAAAGCACUUGCGGCUUACAAGUCCUUCCUCCACUGA
Cooperia oncophora is the source of this 276-nucleotide messenger RNA. NCBI's taxonomy places the organism in Eukaryota, Metazoa, Nematoda, Chromadorea, Rhabditida, Trichostrongylidae. The record is from the annotation of a GenBank genome assembly.